Molecule: messenger RNA, 1678 nt
Organism: Alligator mississippiensis (American alligator)
Lineage: Eukaryota; Metazoa; Chordata; Crocodylia; Alligatoridae
Product: secretoglobin family 1D member 2
Exons: 3
Coding region: 1193-1459 (88 amino acids)
Biological process (GO): signal transduction
Cellular component (GO): cytoplasm
Source: RefSeq, a predicted model, not a curated record
UAAAAAAGGUUGAAAACCCCUGGACUAGACCUCUAGGCAUUAUGCUCAUCUUCCAAGAAAGAUGGUGGUCUGGGUGUGCAGCAGCAGCAAACUCCAAGUGGACAGUGGUUGUAGCCAACUUAGGCUUCUGCUUUAGGAGUGUACCCCUCAAAGCAGUCAUUUUGUCAAUCAGAUACACAGUUCUGCCACAGAGACAUGAUGUGAAGUAAUUAAGCAGGAUCCCUUCUCCUUCAAAGAUAUCCCUGAAACAGAGAGACGGUAUUUCAGGUAGAAUGAAACAACAGGAAUGCCUCAAAACAGACUGAGACACAUACCAAAAAAGGCAGAGGAGAAAGCAGUGCUCUAGGAAGAAAAAAGAGAAGUGGGAGAGUGAAUGCCAGAGCUCUGUGAUGGAGUCGAGGCUGCCUGGAAAAGGAAGCUCUGAAGAGCUGCAAACACGUAAAGGAAAGAGAAGGCAAAGGUGUCAGAAUUUAGGCAACCUAAUCAAACUGACUGGUAGGAUGAGCUUGCACCAAGCUACUGCCGUGCUCUUGGACCAAUACAGUUCAGUAUUGAUGAGAUUUCUGCUGGUCUUAUGCUAAUCAUUAAGACCCAAGCAUGAGAAUCCAGGCAGACCGCAACUGGGCCAUGACUACUUUUCUCUUUGAAAACUUAAAGGUAUGUUCAGUGUACAGAUGCACUUGCCCUGCAAAUAGACUCCACUGGGGGAGGGGGAUACCAGUUGGUAAGGGGAUGUUUCCUUUGUAACAAGGUAAAUGUUAGAAGUUCUCCUGCAGACUCCUAGCCUAGGCACUUCUCUGGAGGCGAGAACUGACUAAUUAUUUGAAGUUGGCUAGUCCAUCAGAACCUCUGCCAUCAUGGAGACAAUGUGCCGGUGUUCUCCCAUUUUCCAGAUUUCCUGUGUACACACUCUAUGAUUAUGCAAAUAACUCAACUCUUUGGACUAUUUCACUGCAAUAACGUUAACAAUGAAGAGGAUCAGUGUUUACAUUUAUUCUUUUCUGUAUCCCAUGAACAAACAUGGCCAGCAUGCCAGUGCUAAUGUCACUCUGUGGUCUGGCACAGACUUUUUUGGGAGGAGAUGAUGUAGCUGCCUUGUACAUAUAUUGGAGCGGAGCAAGCAGUGUUCUGAAACCACUCCCUCAGCCCUUCCAUUGUGAGACCUGAGAGCCAACCAUCACCCAUCCUCACCAUGAAGCUGACUCUUGUCCUUCUGCUGGUCACCCUGGCAUUUUGCUGCUACUCUGCUACAGCUGAGGCUUGUCCAGUCCUCAGGGAUGUUAUUAGCAAGUUCCUUUUUGCCUCUCGUGACCAGUACAUGGAGGCAAUUGCUCCUUUUGUCACCAGCCCGACUAUGGAGAAUGCUGGUCUUGAACUGAAGGGAUGUGCGCUUGGCAUUUCCAAAGAUCAUUCAGAGGCUUUGAAGGAACUGAUGAGAAAUAUCCUGAAAGAGUGUUAAGGGACACCAAAAUCUAGCAAUCUGCAACUCUGAAGAACACAAAAUGAUCUUCCAUCCAUGCCAAAUCCCUAUGACUACAUUUCAAUUUUUUUGAUUCUUUGACCAAGUGUUUUUAUCUGUAAUUCCUGCUUUUAUGUCUAGUGUGGACAAUAAUCUGAGAAUUCACUUUAAACUUCUUCCAAUAAACUAAAAGCAAUUCAGUUCUUUGCUUAGGUCUCU